GCUAAUGUCUGUGUGCUAGAAGGUGGCAAUAGGCUGCUUAUCCUCAUGGCACUGUGAGGCUCGUGCACCGUUGCUCAGAAAGCAGCGAGCGGGUGGCUGGAUUCUGCCCUGUGGGCGGCUGAGCCCGACUAUUAAGAAGUGCAAGAGAUAUGCCAGCGGGACCGUACCUCUGCCUCUUGAAGACCUUAUGCCACAAAGAGGCCAAGACGCAACCCUGAGAACGGCUCCGGCUGCGUGGGCUCCACCGCAAAGAACCGCUGCCUCCGGAAAGUGACCCAGGUGAUGCCAGUGAGCGAUGUCUGCUGAGGCUGAAGCCCCGGAGAAGCAGCCUCCCGAUCCUUCCCUAGACCCGCGCUGGAAGCUCCUUGUCUUCUACCUCUGCUUCUAUGGCUUCAUGAACCAAAUCCGACCUGGCGAGAGCUUCAUCACGCCUUACCUGUUGGGAACAGAGAAGAAUUUCACCAUGGAAGAGGUAACCAAUGAAAUCACCCCUGUGCUCUCCUACUCCAACAUGGCGGUGUUGGUGCCCAUCUUCCUGCUGACGGACUACCUGCGCUACAAGCCGGUGCUGCUGCUACAGAGCCUGAGCCACAUCGCCAUCUGGCUGCUGCUCAUCUUCGGCACCACCAUCCUCACCAUGCAGUUCAUGGAGUUCUUCUACGGCAUCACCAUGGCCGCCCGAGUCGCCUACUCCUCCUACAUCUUCUCCCUGGUCACCCCUUCCCUCUACCAGCGCAUGGCUAGCUAUUCGCGCUCUGCCGUGCUGAUGGGGGUCUUCACCAGCUCGGUGCUGGGGCAGCUCUGCGUCUCAGUUGGGGGCAUCACCUUCACCACCCUGAAUUACAUCUCACUGGGCUUCAUGUGCUUCGGGCUGAUCUUGACUCUCUUCUUGGAGCGCCCCAAACACAGCCUCUUCUUCAACAGGAGCGAACCUGUGUGCAACGGGACCUCGCCUGCAGAGCUGGACAAAAUAAACCCCGGGAGCCCGGGGGAGCCCAGGUGGCACCAGGCCCCUGCCUGGAAGAACCUGGUCUUUUUCCGGAUGCUAAAGGAGCUGGCCCACAUUGUGCAGCUGCCCCAGCUGAGGCUGUGGUCCCUCUGGUGGAUCUUCAAUUCCGCGGGCUACUACUUGAUGCUGUAUUAUGUGCAGAUUUUAUGGAAAGAGAUCGACCCCACCAGCGAUCACAGGAAAGUCUACAAUGGAGGUGUGGAAGCUGCUUCUACGCUCCUCGGUGCCAUCACCUCCUUUGCUGCUGGCUACAUGAAGAUCCGCUGGAAGCUCUGGUCAGAGCUGGUGAUCGCUGUAGUGACGGCAUUCCAGACAGGCCUGCUUUUCCUGAUGAACACGACCACCAAUAUCUGGCUGUGCUACAUGAGCUACGUCCUUUUCAGAGGCUCCUACCAGUUUCUCGUGCCCAUAGCCAUUUUCCAGAUUGCCGCUUCCUUGUCCAAAGAACUUUGCGCCCUGGUGUUCGGAAUCAACACUUUCCUUGCCACCGUGCUCAAGACCAUCAUCACCAUCAUCAUAACAGACAAGAGAGGCCUGGCUCUCUCAAUCCACCCUCAGUUCUACGUUUACUUUGGCUACUUCACACUCCUGACCGUGGGGUAUUUUGUAGCGUCGGUGUGUGUGGCUGUGAGACACCAGGCGUGCAGGAAAUCUCAAGAGGCAGCACCAGCCAAUGAGCUCAGCAGCCCGCUGGAGGAAGUCAUGGGCAAGGGCAGGCUGACAGAGCUGGCGAGCUCCGAAGCCUGAGAGAUGCAGCGGGCGGAGGAAAGGCAAGGACCUGCCGGCGCCCUCCCUGUUGGGAGGUGAUCAGUGGAACUGCCAUGACAAUCAGCACUUACAAGGUCCACGCGUCUUUGGUUUCCAGAAUAUCGGAACACUGGAGGGACCAAGAGGUGGUGGUGGGGGAAGCCUUGCUUGAUUUUCAGCUAGGAGUUGCGAACGGGCAACGUGUAUCUGGCAGACAAGCGUCUCUUUGCUCUCUCUGGAUCUUGCACAUGCCCUCUGCACACUCUCUUCUGCGUGCCCCAUCUCCUGAACCAAGUGGCGAUUACGGAAGCAUUUAUCACUGUUACACUUGGGCAACCCAGUGAUGGUAAGGAAGUUUUUAAACUCGGAUGUUCCCCCUCCUAGCCUGUAAAUGAGCCAACCAGGCAAGGUAGAUACAAGCACUUCUUCUUUUUUUAAAAAAAGAAUAGUUCAACCUUUUAUAAAGCUUACCUAUUCAUUGGAUACUAGUGAAUAUACUCUGCUGGGGCAUUACGGUAGGAUCCGACUGUACCCUAUGGCUGGUGGCUAGCACCACCGGUCGCGGUAUGUGCCAGCAGUGAUGAAGCGUUUCUGGGGCAAAGCCCCCAACUGACCGGAAAUUCUGAUUUCUGGAAGGUGCGACCUGCUCUUUCCAGAAAUGUGCAUUUUUAGUCAUUUUGGGCCUUUGCCCCUGGCAGUGCUACAUUGCCACCAGCAGUAGAGGCUGCCCGUGUGCCAUCACCAAUGGGAGCAGCUGCAUGCAUACGGGCACUGGCCGCUAGCAGUAGGGCACUGUUGGGUCCUACCCAUUGUGUUAACAAUAUUUUCCCCUCUUCCAAGAACAUUGAGUUCAUUCUUAAGUUUGGCUUUGAGGGUUCCAAGCUCUCCUGCCAUGCUCAGGAAUCCCACUGUUGAGAGUCAGGCUCCCCAAAAUAUGCCCUCAAAUCCCUAGUGUGGGGUGGGUGGGUAGGGAGUGACUGGGAGACACGGGACCAAGGUGUGUUUGACAAUCCUUUCAGAUUUUGUUAAACAGCUUGCAUUUUGCUCUGACAUCAAUUCUCGUCCUCCUCUCCUUUGCCUUCCCCCUGCCCUAAGAUUUAUUUUUGUGUCACUUUCACUGCCCCAGGCUGACCAAUGGGGUCAAACAGUAAGCAUUUGAGAGGAGGGCAGGUCAGGGCUUCAGCAGAGAUCAUGUCCCAUUAGCAGCCCUGAUGAGAUUCUGAACCACCUGUCAGGUAUGCUUUAAGGUGGAUUUCUCCAUUGAGCAGCGGGUUUGACUCGAUGGCCUUAUAGGCCCCUUCCAACUCUACUAUUCUAUGAUUCUAUGAACUAGCCUUCAAGAAAGAGGAAGGCUAGACAGACGGUUCUAAUUUUUUUUAAAAGGUGCCGGGUCUCCAAAUAACAGGGGGGGACACCCUUUGAC
Messenger RNA from Elgaria multicarinata webbii, 3179 nucleotides. RefSeq names its product solute carrier family 19 member 1 (gene SLC19A1). Gene Ontology annotation, biological process: folate transmembrane transport. Bases 296 to 1756 code for a protein of 486 amino acids. The transcript is spliced from 6 exons. The record is from RefSeq and is a predicted model, not a curated record. NCBI's taxonomy places the organism in Eukaryota, Metazoa, Chordata, Lepidosauria, Squamata, Anguidae. Gene Ontology annotation, molecular function: folate:monoatomic anion antiporter activity; folic acid binding. Gene Ontology annotation, cellular component: plasma membrane; basolateral plasma membrane; apical plasma membrane.